Lactuca virosa is the source of this 459-nucleotide messenger RNA. Lineage: Eukaryota; Viridiplantae; Streptophyta; Magnoliopsida; Asterales; Asteraceae. The record is from the annotation of a GenBank genome assembly.
AUGAUUAGAGUGGUUCAUGGAGAAAAUUUUACCGAUUUUCCAGGUAAAUCCUAUGCAAAAACAUUAGUAGCUUACAUUACUUGGGUCAACAUCGAAUUGCUAGACAUGGAGUUGCUAGGAAGAUUUUCUAAAAGUCUGGGUUAUGAGAAAUUUGGUUACUGGUAUUAUAUGCCAACUGAAGAGCAACAGGGGUUGACCAUGUCCCCCAUUAUAGACGAGAAUGUGUUGGGAAAUUUCAAAAUGAUGGCUAGGGCACACAAAUUUCAUGAAAUUGAACACUUGUAUAUAGAGCACAAGACUAAACCUAUGCCAAUGAAUUUUCCCCAUUACUUGAUGAACUCACCAUCGAAGAGGAUAAAAAAGCUUAUCUAUCUCUUGGUGACAGAAGACCCAAGAGCAACAGUUGAUGAUGGAAUUGCAUACAUCAAGCAAAUGAUGAACAUGACAAUUCCAAAGUGA